Molecule: messenger RNA, 10150 nt
Organism: Cuculus canorus (common cuckoo)
Lineage: Eukaryota; Metazoa; Chordata; Aves; Cuculiformes; Cuculidae
Product: KIAA1328 ortholog
Exons: 10
Coding region: 1100-2791 (563 amino acids)
Source: RefSeq, a predicted model, not a curated record
UGGGUGGGGUUGUGUGGCCACAGCACAGCAGGUCUGGGGGCUCUGCCUAAUGGUGUAGGGAGCUCGGCAUGGCAUAUGAGGCUUGGCACAUGCCUGGAUGUGGGGGGCGGAGUAGUGCCUGGGAUUUAACAGCACAGGUGGCUGGCAAGGGGAAGGAGAGUUUGGUGUCCACCUUCUGUGUGCCCUAGCUGUGACAUCCAAGGGAAGGAAAAUGUGUAGGAAAUUAGUUCAGCUUAUGGUUACUUUCAAGAGCAUCAAAAGAAAUAAACCAAGCAAAACCUGUGUAUUUGGGGUGCUGGUGGAUGAGAAGCUUGACGUGAGCCAGUAAUGUACACUUGCAGCCCAGAAAGCCAACUGUAUCCUGGGCUGCAUCAGAAGCGGGACCAGCAGGACAAGGAGGUCAUUCUGCCCCUCUGCUCUUGUGAGAUCUCAGCUGGGAUCCUGUGUCCAGUUCUAGUCACCACAGGGAAGACAUGGAUCUUCCUGUCCAAAGUAGGCUACAGAGUGAUCAGAAGGCUGGAGCACGUCCCAUACGAGGAUAGGUUGAGAGAGUUGGGCUUGUUCACCCUGUGGAAGAAAAGGCUCUGGGGAGACAUUAUAGUAGCCUGCCAAUGCCUAACAAGGCCUACAGGAAAGCUGAGGAGGGGCUUUUUAUGAGGGAGUGCAGGAAUAGGAUGAUGGAGAACGGUUUUAAGGUGAAAGAGGGGAGAUUUAGCUUAGGUAAUUGGAAGAAAUAUUUUCCUAUGAGGGUGGUAAGUCAAUGGAACAGGUUCUCCAGAGAAGUUGUGGAUGCCCUAUCUGUGGUGGUGUUCAGUGCCAGGUUGGAUGAGGCCUUGGGCAAGGUGAUCCUCUAUGAUUCUAUGAAGAUCUGUGUUUUGUGUCUGGUGUCUAAGCUUGACUAUAAACAUAGCAUCUCUGGUGAACCCGUGCAGCAUGCACCUGAAGGCUGGAGAGCUCUGUCGGUGAGGGAUGAGUGGAAAGCUGUGGUGGCUUUAUCUGCAGAAGACGUACAAGCUCCACUGGACUGUCUACAAAAGAAAAUUUAAGAACAAGGUAUUUGCCAAAGUGUCAAAAAAGUAAAACUGAUCUAAAGGUGCCCAUGGCAGUUGCUUCUGUUUCCAUGGAUCCUGUUAGAAGUACAGGAGAUCUAAAGGGGCAGCAGGUCACUAAUGAAGGAGGAGUGAAGAGUGCUUCUUUAAAAGAUUUGUGUCCUGAGGACAAGAGACGCAUUGCAAACUUAAUUAAAGAACUUGCCAGGGUAAGUGAAGAAAAGGAGGUGACAGAAGAACGGCUGAAAGCUGAACAGGAAUCGUUUGAGAAGAAGAUCAGACAGCUAGAGGAACAGAAUGAACUUAUCAUCAAGGAAAGGGAAGCUCUGCAGCAGCAGUACAGAGAAUGCCAGGAACUUUUGAGCCUUUAUCAGAAGUACCUAGCUGAGCAGCAGGAAAAACUGUCGCUCUCCCUUUCUGAACUCAGUGCUGCCAAGGAAAAGGAGCAGAAGGUGUCCAUUAAGAAGAGCUCAUGCCAACGUCCACCUUUGGAGCUAGAUGGUUCCUACUUGGGUAUUGGGAGGUGUCAUGCUUUCUAUAACAACAGUAGAGCAUCAAAGGCUGGAAGCCCAUCCGAUGUUGCAUUGUCUCAGCCAUGCAGGAAUAAUCACAGUUAUGGGACUGAAAUCCAUUACAACCAUCAUGAGUGUCAGAAGGAACAUCCAGUAGAAAAUGGCUUGCAUGGGAAGUGUAACAAUAUAAUUUCCCCAGCCAAGCAGAGGAGCCCUCGCUGUGUGAAAGCAACUCAGGAGAGGGAUCAGAAAGCAAUUGAAUUUCAGAGCACAUGCCCCCAACAAGUGAGUCACAAUUGUGCCUGCAGGAACGUGGGGAGCUCAGGGAACUUGCAAGGGAGCCACCAUGUCAGCCAGGUACUUGGAAGACACCCUCAGCCAGUUCACAAAACCUGCGAUUCCUCUAGGCGCUCCGGAGUUUCUGGGCUGAAUGACAGCAUGGACUCAGGGCCUAGAGAAACAGAGCAGGCCAAAAGGUUGUAUGAAGAAAGAAGGCAGAAGCUGCUUCUGCAGAAGAUGGAGCUGGAAAUUGAAAAGGAACAACUCCAGCAUUUGUUGGCUAAGCAAGAGGCAAACCUGCUCAUAAAACACCAGCAACUACACCGAUCCCAUAUGGAUUAUAACAGGUUUAGAGGCCAUGUGCCUGGUUCAGAAGAUGUGCCCGUUGAUGAAGCACCUGGAGAACUCACUCUGAUGAUGAACGGCAACAGCAUGGGGCUAAGUAUACCAAUGCUGAAACAUGAAGAUUAUUUUCUGAAGACACCUCCAAUAAGCAGAAGCUCCAGAAUACCAAGGAACAGUGGUGGUAGCAGUUCAGGGAGGAAAGCAGUUGGUUUUGGUGCAAAUGUGCAAGAUGGAAGAACCCUUCUGAUGCAAACCAAAAGGGAAGAUGCCAGGUCAAGGAAAGGGACAACUUCAGGACCUAGGAAGGAUACAGCCACGUCUCCUGUGCUGAUAGGCAGCAGCAAAAGGCUUGCAUCCACAGCCACAUCGCCAAUCCAGCAUGACACUUCACGGUACGAAGCCAGUAUUCUUGACUUGGUUGAAGCUAUGAGCCCGAUAUCUGCCCCGGGAUACCUCUGCAGAGAAUCUUAUGACAGGAACAAAAUGCAGAUGUCUCAUCGUGUGAGCAGCUGGCCAUCGUAUUGGUACCACACCCCUUGCCACUCCAGAAGCAGGGCAGAUGAGCUAGAAGAGAGCCGGCUUCUCGAGGAGAUUUUCUUCAUUUGACAUGCCUCAUUGGUCUACAGUCCUCCAGUAGAAUUUUUAGGACCUUUAUAUUGCUGAUUUGCUUGUGUUAAAGUAUCAUUUUUAAAUUAUUUGAGUGAUAACUGCUUGUUUUCCCUCUUCUGAAGCAAAGCUAAUCAGCAUUUUGGGUUUAGAAAUCAUGGUGCGAGAAUGUUGUUCAGGUACAGAAAGCAUUGCCUUUUUUUUCUAAACCUUUCAUGUGCCAAGUAAUCACUCUAAAGUAGAAUUUUUUUUUAAUCUACAACAUUUUAUAAUAGAUUGAAGUCACAGUUUUGCCAGCCUCAAAUCGGAAGUACAUUUCAUUAUCGAUUUUUAGCUCUAAAGCAGUUUGCCAGAACUGCCUAACAUUCAGGAACUACCACGUUCAGAGUAGAUUAUUUUCUAAUUAAACAAGUCUGUUUAAAACCUGACAUAUUAUAAAGGUACAAGCACUUUAGUACUUUUUCAGUGAUUUUAUGAUCUACUUUUUCUUUCAACGUUCUGAUAUUUAACACACUGUGUUUUUAGGGGAUAUAUCAUAAAAUUAACUAUACAGUGUGUCAUAACAUUAAUAGAUGAUGUUUCAGGUUGAUGUACUAGGCAUCCAUUUGAAAUAUAUUCCUGUCUAAAGCAGUGCUUUUUAAGAGAGUUUAUGUGAUAGGUAACCUAACCCUGAAAUAGCAGAACACAGUCAGACAUGGUAGUGGUCCAAAACCUAUUUGAUGUUCUUUUCAAGAUGAAAUAUAUAGUAGUAGUAGUGUAAGAACAGUCUUAAGACAUUUUCACUAACUUGCACUAUUUUGAUCCUUUAUCCAGGCUCCAUUGUAAAUAAGACAAAUCAGUAAUUAUUUCCACUAGUGGCUCACAAUGCCCAUUUCCCUGCUGGCUUUAAUUAUUCAUGCUGUAUCUAUUUCAGUUUAUUUAAAUGCACUUCCACCUACUGCAUGUACUUGGUUAUUUAAAGAAAUGUGCCGAAUUGGUAAAAAUGACUGCAGAUUACAGGAUUAGUGGUCAUUUUCUCCAUAAUGCAGUGUUCAUAUUUUAUUGUAACAGUAGCCAUCGGCAUGUGUUCCUGGAAAUAUGAGGCUAAAAUACUCAUUUUGCACAGUAAAAUUUCAGUGAGGGAAAGGUAGAAUUGAGCCAGUAUGGGCAAGUUCUAGGCCAUUUGCUCCUAAACCCCACUUCGUGGGCCAGUACAGCUUUUCUGACAGCCUCUUUAGGCAACCCUGCUUAUCUGAAGGGCAGCGAGUUGUUGUACUGAUGCUUGGGGUAUCGCUGCUGCCUGCCUCCCACGUGCUUGCUCCUAUGCAGUGUCUGGUGCCCUGUGAGGAGCGAGCAAAACUCGGCAACAAAGCCCGUGGUGCGUCUCUAAUGAGAGCAUCAGUACAGAAUAUCUAGCGUGUGCUUCUGGCAGCGCCGUGCUCUUAUGGCAAUGAAACAAAGGAGAAAGAAGGAGAAGAUGAACCUCAGGUUACUCUGAGCUGUUUCAUUCAUGCCCAGUCUUAAUCACAAAUUAGGUGGUAUCUUCCUCUUACAUUCUAACUGAAUUUUAAAUGCAGCUUGGAGGAGUUUAAAGGAGGGAAGCAGCCAUACCGGACCAGAAAAUGACUCCUGUGAAAAGACCCUGCUUGGUCUAUGCUGCUGUCAGUGAAGUAUUAUAGUUCUUUACAGGAUGUCCAUCUACUGUUGAUUGACCCUAUUGUUCUCCCUGGAGGCUGCAAAGGCACAGGUUUCUGCUUAAAGCCCCAAAGAGGUAUUUGGUGCCCUGACUCAGCUAUAACAGAUGGGGAUAUAGAUUUUAUCAUUUUGCCGGCUGAAUAGUCUGCAUCUUUAGGAGGGCAGGGAAAGAAUAGAAAAAUGUACAUGGAGCAGCAGGAAGAUGGUGGAAAACCGUAAAGAAAUGACCAUUACAUAGAUCUUAGGAUUUGGGGUUGAUUUUUGGUGUUUUUUAGGUUUUUGGGGUUUUUUUUUUUGUUAAGGUUUGACAUUUAUAAAGAAACAGUUCUCUGAUUUCAGUCCAAUUGCUUCUCUUUUCCAGUUUGACUGAAACUUUAAUUGCCUUUUCUAAUAAGUGCUAACUGACCUUUUGAAACAGCAAAAAAUACAUGUAUAUCUCUUGAAAGGUGCCUUUGUGUACCCGGUUGAGAACAUUGCGUGGGAGCAUUCUGUUCUUUGGUUCUUUGUGGGUGCCAAUAUUUAACUGCUUUAGGAUUCCUUAUGAUCCAUUUUAUUCAUUAACAAUUCUAAUUCUGCUGAUGACUUUUGACUUGAACCCAUAUUUUGGUAGUUGCUCUUUUUAAAAGGACAUUGUCAGGAUUGUGGGCUCAGCACUUGAGGUGCUGUCCAUCAGUCAGAGCUAUGCAAAAGGCAUACUUUUAGAAAGCCAAGAAUUCUACAAUUAAGGUGGUUGAAAUGUCUGAUGGGUGAAGACCUGCCAGUUUUAACUGUCUGUGAGAUGUGGACAAAGAAACAAAAGCUAUUAAUUUGGUAGACCCUGUGAAAAAUGAUUUUUUUAUAAUGCUGGCUCUUGCUCUAGUUAUCAGGAGUACAUUAGGAAUAGUGUUUAGCAGUCAGUGCAAGCAAAGAUAUUUUGCCAUGAGGCACUACAAAGUUGAAGUUAUUAAAACAUUUAUAGCUUUAGAAAAAAAAAUCAAUGAUUGUCAAAUAGGAAAGGACAAAAUCAGUAGUUGGGACUGGGAGGGGAAUUGUUUUCCAUCUGCUAAAACAGUAGAGGAAAUGCAAAAAUUAAACUAGCAAAAGCAAUCACUUGACAGUGUCCUUUUAAGUUUAAGCUCCUAUAUUAGGAAGCUGCCGCUGGGGAGUCAGUCCAGCCAUAGAUUGUUUGUCCAGAGUGUUUGCAGUUAAUAUGCUUCAGCUAAACACUGGGCUGUGUUUUACAUGAGGCUUUGUGAAGCAACAUGACUUCCGCCUUUCCAGUUCUGGCCUCUUCAGUCUCACUGUUGAACCCCAUCUUAAGCAUAUGUUUAUGUAUGUAUGUGAGGUCAUAAUCCAAUAAAUUAUCUGAGGAUUUCUUUUCAUCUUCCAAACUACUGUUUAUUUGAUUUCUGUCCUGUUGGGGUUUUUUUUGAUCCAGCUCAGGUGUCAAUUCUGCCGUUGACAGUAUGUUCCGGUUUACACAUCAUCACGUCAUAUAUAUUGUGAAUCUCCAGUUUGCUAAGAUAGAUGGGGAACUGUUUGUAGCUUUCCAUGAUUCUCUUCCUCUCUUGGACAUGGGUUUUGCUGUCAGAAGGGCAGGGGAGGGACUCCCCAUUCCUAUUCCAGAUCUUGUUCCUGCAUUUGGGGAGCUACUCUCCAAGGAUACCUAAUAAAUCAGAGAAAGACAGAUGUGGCCUAACUUUAGCUGUUCCCAUUUUAAGUAGCUAGACAGGAAGGCCAGAGCACAGGGGUUGAUAAGGUAGAUCCUGAGUAUAACCCAGGCAUGGACUGAAUUUAAUUGCUUGGAAGGAAUGGUGGUGUGGGCUUGGAUGACAGAAGAAUGUGAUACUACAUAUAGCAAGAAUCUGAAUACGGGAGAAACUUUGCAGUGAUCCAAUGAGCUACGGAGGUUUGAAGUUAAGGAGGUAGGGGAAAGAGCUUAGCUAUGCUUGAGAGAGUUUGAGCUCCAGACAUCCAAAAGAUAUCCCUUGAAAGCGUACGUGAGCCUGGGGUUAAACUCUAAAAGAUGCAGCACAGAUUUUCUUAAAUACAGCCUUCAAGCAGUGUUUAAAUUUGUACCACCUGAGGGGGAAAGAGCACAGCCUGGUUAGUUAGAAACCUCCCUUUUCACACACUAAAUUUAUGAAAUUGUGUGCUAAUUAGUGUAUGAUUUAUAAAUUUACAUAACUGCAUGCUAUAUAAGACAACACAGAAUAUUGAAUAAGGUGAUUUAAACCAGCAGAAACAGAGAAGUGUGCUAUGACUGGAUGGCUCUCCUGGAAGAUGCCUUUCCCUGUCCAUAGCUGCUCUGUGCACCUCUUGAAGGCUUAUCUGCUCACAGUGACAAUAAAUGUUUUACAAUAUUGUGGCUCCCUGUAGCUGUGAGAGAACAGGCUACAUUGAGUGUUACAGACAUGGUUGUAGCAGAGCUUUCAAUGUGAUCCUUGGGAAGGGUGUUUGAAAGCAGAAGUCAGCUAAAAUAGAUCAAGAAACUUGGUUUAAUCAGUGUUGGUGCUUGAUGGCCACAGUUGUUCACAGGGGAUGCUACUGCAUCUCACCUUCAGCAGGAGGAUGGGGAGGUGGGGGAACUGGAUUUGAUUCAGUGGCUUCAGGGGAAGCCACUUUGCCUUCCUCGGCAGCAUUCUUUGGGUUCUGCUGAUGAGGUGUGCUCACUGCCACAUCUUGGACGAUCUGUGACUUACAUUAUCUCCUACGGCAGAAGGCACUGGACACACCCACCAACAAUUUGUCUGUGAACAGUAAGCUAUUAGGACGAAAGUGUAUUGGCCAGUCGUUCCCAUCAGAAGCUGAAGCUCUCAGAUUUCAUGUACUUUGAGACUUAAAGGGUUGAUUUCAGUAAUUGAGAAACUAGACUGGAGAACUCAGGUGUUGCUGAUAAGUGAGGCUCUGGCUUACAUGAGGUUAGAGAUACCCAGAGGGCCCCAGCAAACAAACCAAUCGGUAAGCUGCAAUGACAGCUGUAAAUUCCUAGUUUCCUUAAUUCAGGAGUCAUUCUGUAUGUGAAAACCAACCACUUUAUUCAGUCAUAACAUUCAAUAACCAGUCUUGUAGUGUAAGUUCAUUCUUUCUGGUCUUCUGUCUGCAGGCAAGAGGGAAGUGAAAACUGGAAAAAGUUAUCUUUCCUGGUUGCUUACUAGAUACUACUUUAAAACCUUGAACUGUGGAGUUGAUUAAAGCCCUUGUCCAAACACUAAACGAUGAGUGUUGUGUGCAUUAAGGAAAAUGUGGUAACUCCUCCCCACUGCUAGACCUGGUAAGAAAGGAAAGGACAAGAUGCAUUCAUAGACACGGAAGCUGAUCCUUUCUCAAGCUAGAGAUGACUGCAAGGAAGUUGCAUUAAAAUUCUAAAAGGACCUUGUCAGAAUCUUCCAACUGUUGUCAAACAGUGAGUAGCCCAAACACACGGAUAAACUCCUGGUUUGAUGAGAUGGAAUCCUUCACACCUUGUGUCCCAAUCUCAGCUUUCCAGCCCCUGGAUGCUGUGGGGGCCCUGUUAUUGAGCUUUCUCCAGCAUUUGAGCAUCUUGAAGGGUUUACAGGGGAGGAGGUGGUGGUGCUAUGAACACUGUAGCCUCAUGUGCACAGUAUUUCCCUUUUCAUGCUAGUUCAGAAGCCUUGUUUGUAGGUGUUGGGCUGGGUACUUGGUCUCUUUGCUUUUUAGAUCAUGGGUCUUUCUUGGAAGCAGAAAGUCUGUGAGUAAAAAAUCCCUACAAAAUUUAGAAGAGUUGAGGAAAAAAAUAAUGUGAAGUAGAAAUACCAAGCAGGGAAAAAAACCCAAAACAAUUGCAGGAUUCAAUUUGGGAUGGAGUGUGAAUCUGGGGGUACAGCAUCUGCAAACUCAGCCACCUUGAAAACAGUUUGUGAGACACAUGCUUGAUGGGAUGUGGGAGACCAAGACAGCAGAAACUCUCAGAAGGAGAAGAGCGAACAAAGCAUGAGGUGAUUAUAUCUGAUAGCAACAAAAACAGACAAGGAGGCUUUUGAGGUGGAGGUGAGGAGGCGAUGACAUCUCAAAUUGCAGAGGAAGUGGCUCCUUGUCAGUGGGUCUGGUGCCCCUCUGUUUGCACGGGUGCCUUCAGCACAGGGAUCUCAUUACCAGAGAGUUUACUGGCAGAUUUCAGUAAGGAGUAAUAAAAAUGAUCAGGGACUGCUAGAAUUGACAUAAUGAGGAAACAAGAUGAGAAGUCAGAUAUUUAUAGCUUGGGUGAGAGAGACAAUUAAAAGGUGGGGUGGGAGGUGGACUGGGUGACCUGAAAGCCUUGUCUGUACCUAAUAACUUCUCGUCUGCUGUACAGAGGACUUGAAGUUACCAAGGCUGUCAAUUGGACCCUUAACAGCCCUAACUUCCCAUGCUGAAAAGCUCAGGUGGGUGUACUCCGGCUGUAUUGACACUGUCAGAAUGUCACUGGUACUGCACUUUAUUUAAAAAAAUAGUCAUCAGCCACCUUCUGGAAAAAAAAUGACACAUUGACAGUAAAGGAAAAAGAAUUAGACCUUCACGAAAUAAAAAAGCCAUUGAAGACCCUACUGAGAGUAGGGCUGAUUGGGAAGGGCUCUCAGGUUGCUCAACCAGUGAUACUGAACCCUUCUUGCUGCCUGCACGGUGACCUGUCAAGUGGAAAGGUCGAUGCAGAGCGAGUCUUUUCCCCUCUGAGUCAGGUGCUGGUGGCACCUCGCUGUAUACACAGCUGAGCCAAACCACUGCUCUCCAGCACGCAGAGAUGUGCAGAGGCUGUUGUCCCUGACAGCUGUUGAGCUUAGGAGACACUCCUCGGGGCAAGUUCAGUGCUGGCCAAAACCCUGCCGGUCCCACCGGUGGCUCUGGCCACUCGUGGGCUUUCACUUGCCUUGCUAUGCAGUGGGAUCCAGCCCCAGGAGACGGGCGGGCUCUCCCCUUGACAUGAUCCCACUCCUGUCUCACCUCUGGGGAAUCCUGCACUGCAUUAGGUGUGGGUGUUUGUGCACAUAGUUCUUUUCAUGCAUAUAGGGGGGUUUUUUGUGCUUAUAUUUGCCCUACAGUUUUGUCCAAAUCCACUUAAUAUGGACUUCUAUGCACAUGCAUCUUUCCAUUUUUCCUGACUUGGAGACCCCUGAGAAGAGAGAAGUUGGCCCGUCUGAAUGAUUGCACAGCAACCUUGCAAUGGGGGUUAUUUAAAACCUUGACUGAGACCACAGCUGUCUCGCGUGCUCCCCAGUGCUUCAGAGGAGGCAGCCCUGGGUUUGCUCUGGGCGUGAGAGGCCGCGGCAGAGUUGGAGGCAGCCAGGCUGGAGGCAUCUCGGUUCCUGGGUAUGCAGUCAAAUUAAAACGCCGCUACCGAAAACAGCGUGUUAGAGGCACUUCAGGGAAAUAUCAGUGUGGCGUUUGUUGAGUCUGAUGGUGGAGUAGCCGCUCUGUUUUAAUGAUACCUGUGUGCAAAGGCCACAGCUGCUUUCAUCCAUUUCACAUUAGUCUGACUUUCAUAGAACAGACAUAGCCUAGGGUGGUGGAAGGGAGAGAAAGGUGACCAAAAAAAAAAAAGCCAUCCAUUUUUUACUACUUUUUGCAUCCUUCUGAUUGUGAUACCAAGCUCUGGCUGAGCAAGAGUAAUCUUAUCCAGCAUACUGUUGAUUUAAGCCUCUUGGAUUUAUAUAACUUUGGAAAUGGUAAACUAUAUUAAUUUGCUGUGUUUUCAAGGGAAAGUUAUUU